AAAUUGCAUCACCAAAUUUUUUGUUUUGUUUUUGUUUUUGUUUUUGUUUUUGUUUUUUGUUUUUGUUUAUUAAUCCAUUUAAAAAACAUAGAUAUAGGUUUUCCUCUUCUGAUUUAAAAUAUCGUUGGUGUUUGUGGCAGCAAAUGGAGCUCCGCGCCUUGAACCCUCCAUUCUCUAUCGGAAAUGUAUUCUGUCCAAUUACGUCUCAUAUAUGUUGGUUGAGGAAGCAUUACAUCCAUGGGAAUGGAUAUGUGGAGAAAAAUGUGAAGCCUAUACGAGCAAAAAGGAGUUAUGUUUGCUGUUCUAAUAAUCCACAAAUCAAUCAUUUUUCACCUUCUGAAACAGAGCUGCUCAAUGGCAAAGUCAUAUACUCAGUCGCUGCUGCCAUGGGCCAUAACAAGGAGGCACACCCUGAAUGUAAUUCUAGAGUUCCUGCAAUCAUCGAUGCUCUUGAAAGGAUGAAGCUGACUACAGAGUUCCGGGGCAUGGAGAUCAUCGAACUUGAAAAAUUCAAACCAGCUAAAGUUGAAGAUAUAGCGAGUGUCCAUGAAGGAGCUUAUGUAUCAGGACUUGAAAAGGCAAUGAACCAGGCUUCGGAGCAAGGCUUAAUUCUUAUCGAAGGCUCUGGUCCUACUUAUGCUACUUCCACGACCUUCCAGGAGUCACUGUUGGCAGCUGGAGCAGGAAUUUCAUUGGUGGAUGCAGUGGUAGCAGCAUCUAAGAUUAGGAAAGAUCCUCCAGUUGGUUUUGCUUUAGUACGACCACCAGGCCAUCAUGCCGUUCCAACAGGACCCAUGGGAUUUUGUGUCUUUGGUAAUGUAGCUAUUGCUGCUCGCUAUGCUCAACGCACCCAUGGAUUGAAGCGGGUGUUCAUAAUUGAUUUUGAUGUGCACCAUGGGAAUGGAACCAAUGAUGCCUUCUAUGAUGACCCUGAUGUAUAUUUCCUCUCCACUCACCAGGAUGGGAGCUAUCCUGGAACUGGCAGAAUAAAUCAGAUUGGUAGAGGGGAUGGUGAAGGAGCGACCCUCAAUCUGCCUUUGCCAGGAGGAUCAGGCGACAGAGCCAUAAGAGACGUCUUUGUUGAAGUGAUCGCACCAUGUGCUCAGAGGUUCAAGCCCGAUAUAAUCCUCGUUUCAGCAGGAUACGAUGCGCAUGUGUUGGACCCACUAGCGAACCUGCAGUUCACAACCGCCACGUAUUACAUGCUAGCUUCAAACAUUCAGCAACUCGCGAGAGAUUUGUGUGGUGGCCGAUGUGUCUUCUUCCUGGAAGGAGGUUACAACCUCACUUCUCUUUCGAAUUCUGUUGCAGACUCGUUUCGUGCAUUUCUCGGGGAGCCUAGCCUGGCUGCAGAGUUCGAUGACCCUGCAUUCUUAUACGAAGAACCAUCUAGAAAGGUGAAGGAAGCUAUUCAGAGAGUUAAGCACAUCCACUCUCUCUGAAAUUUGGUUUGUUGAUAUUUUUAAUUUUUGUGUUAUCAUAAUUAGUUCUACUUGUAUAGUUGAAUAUGUGAAGCAAUAAGUAAAAAUAAUAAUGUUAUGUGUUUGGAUCACACGAAUUCGAGGAUACAUUUAGUAUUUAAUAUCUUUUGUGAUUAUUUGAGGAAAAUUUACACA
Messenger RNA from Salvia splendens (bonfire salvia), 1616 nucleotides. Its product is annotated as histone deacetylase 14. Gene Ontology annotation, cellular component: cytoplasm; histone deacetylase complex. NCBI's taxonomy places the organism in Eukaryota, Viridiplantae, Streptophyta, Magnoliopsida, Lamiales, Lamiaceae. The record is from RefSeq and is a predicted model, not a curated record. The coding region runs from base 144 to 1442 and encodes 432 amino acids. The transcript has 9 exons. Gene Ontology annotation, biological process: epigenetic regulation of gene expression. Gene Ontology annotation, molecular function: histone deacetylase activity.